GACACAAAUAAAACAUUGCCAGACUCCAGUCUAGAAUUCCAGUUUAAAGAUAUACAAAUAUAAAUUUAUGAAAAUGGCGAAAAUGUGGCAACUCGUGCUGAUCCUGCCCCAACUGCUGCUGCUGAUGCUCCUGAGCAGCGAACUUUACGCGGCGGAUCCAGAACUGGAGCACAGGCAAUCUCUGGCCAACAGGCUGAGCCUGGGCAUGGCCAAGCAGCUGUAUGCGGACCGCGAUAACAGAAACGUUAACAGAAACGAUAACAGAAACGUUAACAGAAACGAUAACGAUAACGAGGACGAUGACGAUUACUACACCGAUAUCGAUAACGAUAACGAUAACGCACACAAUCGCGACUAUUUCCGCAGCGAUAUCAAUUUGAUCGAUUAUGAAACGCCCAGGCCCAGCAACUGGCCGAGAUUCCCAUCAUCGCGCUCAGCUUCCACGACAGCCACGCCCACGCACAGAGUGCGCGUGCCGCGCCAUCCCCAUGCCCAUGCCCAUUCCCGCUGCUUGGACUGCGAUAAUCACUUGGAUGCCGGCGCCGCCUCUGAUGAGGCGAACUAUCAAUCGGAUCAGGUGCCGGGCGUGCUGACCGCCCAGAAACAGAAGGAAGUGGGCAGCCCAGAAAGUGUGCACAACAGUCAGCUGCAAUACAUGCAGAAGAACGAAGAGAGGCUGAGACGCUUGGCUUCGAAGAAUUUGGAAAGCAUCGCGAACGAACCGCUCUGCAAAUUGCCGCAGCCGCGCAUCAUCAGGAUGGACAUCGAGACGUCGAAGACAUAUCGGCCGCAUGUCGCGGUGCUGCAUCGUUGCGAUGAGAACAGCAGCUGCUGCCCCACCAAGACGGUGUGGACGGCCAAGAACACAACGAUCGUCGAGAAGGUCUUCUGGGUGCGCUCCGUGGGCAUUCCGAACUCGCAUCCGAGGAUAAUAUCGCUGACUAACCACACCGAAUGCCAUUGCAUCAGUCAGGCCGCACAGCGGCGCAAGCGCAGUUCCCAGUGCCAGUGUCCCAAGCACUUCAUCAACUUUGGCGUCCAACAGGGCGGCGCCCCAAGCAGCUGCCGCUGCGACUGCCACCUGAGCCACACGACCUGCCAACGCAUGAAGAACGGCGACGAGGGAUUCGCCGUCUCCGAGCUCAGAUGCAUCCGCAGCAACGCGUGCAGUCCGCCCGUCUGCAACUACGGCCUCUUCAACACAACAAUUGGACGCUGUCCGCGCCAGCUGGGCUUCGGCUAAGCCACGCCCCGUUGGCAGCUGCUGUCCUUCAGUCCAGCAAACCAGAACUGUGUAUACAUUUAACUAUUACCACGUACAUACAUAUACUACAUAUACUUACCUAAAUGCACAACAAACACAAGCAUCAUCCAUAGUCGGCAGUUCAUGCAACCAGAAGUAAUACAAAUCUCAUAAAAUGCAUGGCACAAGGUGCUCCGAUUCCGGUUUCCACAUUCAAUAUCUUUCCAAAACUUUUGAAAACCUGCGACAAGAUAAGAAAAAGUUAAACAAAAUUAAAUUGCUUGCGAACAAGUGAGAAAAGUUUUAAGCUUAAGUAAAAUAUUUUUCGAAAUAGAGAAACUUUUUUUAAGGAGAAUAUUUUUUAAAAAAGAGAAAUGUUUAUUGGGAAUGUACCUUUCAUCUAAAGUCAAGUUAACUCCGGUUCACGGUUCAAUUUAGUUAUUAUUUUCCAAAACUUUUGAAAAUCUGCCA
Drosophila novamexicana is the source of this 1714-nucleotide messenger RNA. RefSeq lists its product as uncharacterized. The transcript has 4 exons. Bases 68 to 1243 code for a protein of 391 amino acids. Lineage: Eukaryota; Metazoa; Arthropoda; Insecta; Diptera; Drosophilidae. The record is from RefSeq and is a predicted model, not a curated record. Gene Ontology annotation, biological process: hemocyte migration.